AAAUUUUGAACCCAAGCCAUGAAUCAAUUUUUACAGCUUAUCUAUUAUUCCCAAUAGUUGUUGAACUCACGGCAGGGCAUUUUCUGCUAAAACAUGCUAUAAUUAUUAAGUUAGAACCCAUUGAUUCUUUUUUGUCUUUUGCUUGAGUGGCCAAGGAACAGAAGCAAGCCAUGGAAGAAUCCGAAGAUGAGAUAAGAGCUCCUCUCAUAUCUAAGGAUGAAGAUGAUAGCAAUCUAUCAUCAUCAAGGUCAGAGGCCUUGGCAUCAAAAUCUGAAGCAGAGAUCAAAGAAGUGGAAGAAGAAGAAAAUUCACCGGUGAGACAAGUGGCCUUAACCGUACCAACCACAGAUGACCCUUCGCUACCAGUGCUGACGUUUCGAAUGUGGGUGUUAGGCACCAUUUCAUGUGUCCUGUUAUCGUUUCUUAAUCAGUUCUUUUGGUACCGCACAGAACCCUUGACAAUCACGGCCAUCUCAGCCCAGAUUGCAGUGGUUCCUCUUGGCCAAUUGAUGGCAGCCAAGAUAACAAAACGUGUUUUCUUCAAAGGAAGCCGCUGGGAAUUCACCUUGAAUCCAGGGCCCUUCAAUGUCAAAGAACAUGUUCUUAUUACAAUCUUUGCCAACUCUGGAGCUGGCAGCGUUUAUGCCAUCCAUGUUGUGACUGUUGUGAAGGUGUUUUACAAGCAGCACAUUACUUUCUUUGUCUCCUUGAUUGUCAUCCUAACUACUCAGGUGUUGGGGUUCGGAUGGGCUGGUAUAUUCAGGAGGUACCUAGUGGAACCAGCAGCUAUGUGGUGGCCUGCAAAUCUUGUUCAAGUUUCUCUCUUCAGGGCUCUCCACGAGAAGGAAGAGAGGGCCAAGGGUGGGGUGACCAGAACCCAAUUCUUCCUAAUUGCCUUCAUUUGCAGUUUUGCUUACUAUGUCUUCCCUGGCUACCUUUUCCAAAUGCUAACUUCCCUCUCUUGGAUAUGCUGGAUAUUCCCCAAAUCUGUGGUAGCCCAACAACUCGGUUCCGGCCUUUACGGGUUAGGAAUAGGUGCUAUUGGUUUGGACUGGUCUACCAUCUCCUCUUAUCUUGGUAGCCCACUUGCAAGCCCAUGGUUUGCCACUGCAAAUGUUGCUGCAGGAUAUAUCUUCGUCAUGUAUGUUUUGACUCCCAUCUGCUACUGGCUUAAUGUCUACUCCGCCAAAACCUUCCCCAUUUUCUCCGAUACUCUCUUCACCUCCACAGGCCAAGAAUACAAUAUCACUGCUAUCAUUGAUUCCAAUUUUCACCUUGAUGUUGCCGCUUAUGAGAAAGAAGGACCUCUAUACCUUAGCACAUUUUUUGCAAUGACUUAUGGUGUUGGUUUCGCUGCACUAACUGCCACAAUAGUUCAUGUUGGGCUCUUCCAUGGAAGAGAAAUAUGGGAGCAAAGCAAAGCUAGUUUCCAGGAGAAAAAAAUGGACAUACACACCAGACUCAUGAGGAAGUAUAAGCAAGUCCCUGAAUGGUGGUUUGUGUGCAUCCUUUUGGUUAAUAUUGCAGCCAUCGUAUUUGCCUGUCAGUACUACAAUGAUCAACUUCAGCUUCCAUGGUGGGGGGUUCUAUUAGCAUGUGGCAUUGCCAUUGUAUUCACACUUCCAAUAGGCAUCAUUACAGCCAUUACAAACCAGACACCAGGUUUGAACAUCAUCACCGAAUAUAUAAUCGGGUAUAUAUAUCCAGGAUAUCCUGUAGCUAAUAUGUGCUUCAAGGUGUACGGAUAUAUAAGCAUGACACAGGCCAUUACCUUCCUGCAAGACUUCAAGCUUGGUCACUAUAUGAAAAUUCCACCUAGAACAAUGUUCAUGGCACAGAUCGUGGGAACCCUCAUUGCUUGUUUUGUGUACCUGGGAACUGCCUGGUGGCUGAUGGAGAACAUCCCUGAUAUUUGCGACACAACGGCCUCCAACAGCGUGUGGACAUGUCCAAGUGAUACCGUGUUUUAUGAUGCUUCUGUCAUCUGGGGUUUAAUAGCACCCCGCAGAAUUUUCGGGGACUUGGGAACUUACGAGGCAGUCAAUUGGUUCUUCCUUGGAGGAGCAGUGGCUCCUCUACUUGUCUGGUUGGCCUCCAAGGCCUUCCCUAGUCAAGAAUGGAUCAGGCUCAUCAACAUGCCAGUCCUGAUAGGUGCGACAGGCAUGAUGCCACCAGCUACUGCAGUCAACUAUACUACAUGGAUCAUUGUUGGCUUCCUGUCUGGCUUCGUGGUGUAUAGGUAUCGACCGGAUUUAUGGCAACGAUACAAUUACGUUCUUUCAGGGGCACUGGAUGCUGGGCUUGCUUUUAUGGGUGUGCUGCUAUAUUUGUGCUUGGGAUUAGAAAAUAUUAGUUUAGAUUGGUGGGGAAAUGAUCUGGAUGGAUGCCCACUGGCUAGCUGUCCAACAGCCCAAGGUAUUAAGGUGGAAGGCUGCCCACUCUUCACCUAGCAAUAGUAUUCCUAAAAUUUAUUGCUCGGUGAAUCUUGAACAAGUAUAACUUGGUUAAGUAGGAAAUUGCAUGCCAACACAUCUGUUUAUAUAUUGCUUUCGAGCAGGAAUUCCAUUUAAACUGUCAAGUGCUUUUGUACAUGAAUUUCAAGCUAAGAUUUAGGCAUAUUAUUGCAUGCUUGGUGUAAAAUGGAACUAGAUGCAACUUGUAAUUAUAAAUUCUCUUAUUCUUACAA
Gossypium raimondii (Peruvian cotton) is the source of this 2686-nucleotide messenger RNA. RefSeq names its product oligopeptide transporter 7. The transcript is spliced from 7 exons. Gene Ontology annotation, biological process: transmembrane transport. The record is from RefSeq and is a predicted model, not a curated record. Bases 171 to 2450 code for a protein of 759 amino acids. Gene Ontology annotation, molecular function: oligopeptide transmembrane transporter activity. Lineage: Eukaryota; Viridiplantae; Streptophyta; Magnoliopsida; Malvales; Malvaceae.